Messenger RNA from Caenorhabditis remanei, 1977 nucleotides. RefSeq lists its product as uncharacterized. The record is from RefSeq and is a predicted model, not a curated record. Lineage: Eukaryota; Metazoa; Nematoda; Chromadorea; Rhabditida; Rhabditidae. The transcript has 8 exons. The coding region runs from base 1 to 1977 and encodes 658 amino acids. Gene Ontology annotation, cellular component: membrane raft. Gene Ontology annotation, biological process: innate immune response.
AUGUCGAAAUUUCUGAAGAGUUCGGAGUCUGUGCUAUCAGCGGAAUGUGUUCUGAUUUCCACUUUCGAUUAUAUUCUAGAAGAGCUUCGAACCGAAGAAAUGACAAAAGUCGAUGCGGCGACGUCUUAUGUAGAGGAUAAUGGAGUGGAGACGAUUGAAAAGAUGCUAAAAUUAUCCAAUAAUCGACUCAGAAUGUACGGAACCGCCCGUGAGCUCGCUGAAAACGUUAAAAUGUAUAGAAAUGUGUCGGGAAGUCAUCAGUUUUCCGAAAUGCACGGCUAUCGUCUGUAUCCCUAUCAUACGACUCCAAUCGUGUAUCUCAGCAUGAAAAACGCGGAAUACAUCUGGAAAAUCGACGUUUUUGUCAUCCUUCAAAAUAUGUUCUUCGAUAUUUAUCCAUUAGAUAAACCCCAAGUGCUCCGAACCAUCGUAGCGAUUUUUCUCCGUUCUCAAGAGCUGAAAAUCGUCGAAAAAUCUCGAUUUUUAGCUUUCGAUCAACAAAUUUUCGGAAAAAUUGAGCAAAAAAUGCGGGAAAUGAUGGAAAAGUGGGCGGAAUCUGAGAUUAACGUGGAUAUCGGAUUGCUUAUGGAAUUUUCGAGUCUUGAUCUACCAGAAUUACGAGAAAAAUUCAAAAAUUUGGUGCCGAUCGAGUGGAAACAGUCGGAUUCCAACUUUUUCCAUAAUAUUCUUCGUCGAUUCUGUAAUUUCGCUGAAAACGAGACGGUCGCCAUCAUUCGGCUAUACAUUAACACAAAACGUGUCGUCGAGUGUCUUCAGAUGAUUUUGGACCAAAAUUCGGAGAUUUUUCUGGAAAACUCGGUGAAAACUCCAGUUACAGUAAGACUGUUCGAGGAUGGAGAUCAGAAAUUCGUGAUGAAAUCAGAGUUAUUCGACGCGAUUAAUAAGAAGAAUACUAAUGACAGAAUUAUUGAUUUUUGUGAUGGCGAAUUCACGAUUAGUACGAUGGAUUGGGGAGAGGUCGAAGAGAAGUACGGAGAAAAGAUUGGCAGUGUUGAGUUCAUCCGUACCCCAAUCCUCCGUGCCAAACACAAAGCGAUCCCCAUCCCACAACCAACUGGCGAUGGAUUCUGUAUUCCUGCCGUCGACGCUUUGUUUGAUUUCAUCAAAACAGUGAUUUUCGUCGUGAAACCUUAUCAGAAAUUCAAAAAUCCAUAUUUGCACGAUUUGACGCCAGGUUAUGCGAUCACAGACGGAGCGUUUAUUCCAGAUUUUAAAACUCCAUAUUUCGUGAAACUGGACAAAUUGAGAGAGCUAAAAGGUCUAUUGCAUAUCAUGUCAUCAGUACUACUCGGUAUUCCAGCCAAAGAAGUCCGGAAUGCGAAAUCCGACGGAUUUACGGUGCAGAAUCUGAAAAAUGAGCUGAAACAUUUGAGUCUGACUGAAACUUUCACUGAAAUCGAGAAUUAUGCAGAAGUGGUAUAUAAGCAUGUGGAUAGAGUGAAGAAGGAGCAAUUUUUGAGAACUUGUGAUCUGUUUGAUGCAAUUGAGCACUGUCAGCGAAUUUGUAUUAUUAAUAGAGUGCCCAGACUCAAAAAAUUCUUACACAACCAAAAAGGAUGUGCGAGAGUUCCAGGAUUGAAAUGUGAUGAAUGUACGAAAAUUCAGAAGAUUCAGAAGAUUCAGAAGACGUCGGACGCCGAGAUUCCGCUGAAAACCGCGAAAACGCCCGAAUACUCUAAAAAUCCAACGAUAGCAUGCGAAAAAUGCACAGAAUCGUCGCAAAUCGUGCUGAAAAUCAAAAAUGAGCUGAAAAUAAAUCAGAAUUUGAUGUCAGAAAUGCGUAAAAACCGGGAAGACGCCGAUGAGCAGCAUAAGAAAGUUCUGGAAGAGAGGAAGAAGGAAAUUGGGAAUUUACAGAAGAAAAUCGAUACGCAGACAAAGUGGAAAACUGAGAAUUUGGAGUUGAAAAAGAGAAUUUCAGAGAUUUCUAGCCAGAAAAAUGAGGAAAUCAGUUAA